Messenger RNA from Helobdella robusta, 834 nucleotides. RefSeq lists its product as hypothetical. The annotation marks the transcript as partial. NCBI's taxonomy places the organism in Eukaryota, Metazoa, Annelida, Clitellata, Rhynchobdellida, Glossiphoniidae. The transcript is spliced from 4 exons. Gene Ontology annotation, cellular component: cytoplasm. The record is from RefSeq and is a predicted model, not a curated record. Gene Ontology annotation, molecular function: purine-nucleoside phosphorylase activity. Gene Ontology annotation, biological process: nucleoside metabolic process.
GACUACAUUUUCUCCAAAACGGCUCAAAGACCCAAAAUUGCCAUAGUAUGUGGAUCAGGACUGGGUGGAAUAACAGGCAUAUUGAAGGAUCCCGAAUUAAUCAGCUACAAGGACAUUCCAAACUUUCCAAUUAGCAGUGUCCCGGGUCAUGCUGGCAAACUGGUUUUUGGCAAGUUAGGGAACAAAGAUGUUGUUUGUAUGUCAGGUCGUGUGCAUGCUUACGAGGGUCAACCUUUGUGGAAGGUUACAUUUGCCAUGAGAGUGUUUGAUAGCAUGGGUAUAAAAGUGGUCAUCCUCACAAAUGCUGCUGGUGGUGUUGGAGAAAAAACAAAAGAAGGUGAUCUGAUCAUUUUGAAAGAUCAUAUUAACUUACCCGGAUUGUGUGGUUUCAAUCCUCUCGUUGGACUCAACGAUGAAAGAUUUGGUGCAAGAUUUCAGGAAACCACAGUCUGUUACGACAAAGAGUUGAGAGACAUCGCACUUAAAAUGGCCAAAGACUGCAAAAUGGACUUUGUUUGCGAAGGGGUGUAUAUUUACCAAGUUGGUCCAACAUUUGAAAGUCCCUCAGAGGUUAAAUUUUUGAAGUUGAUAGGUGGUGACAUGGUUGGCAUGAGCACAGUGCCUGAAGUUGUAGUGGCUCGCCAUCGUGGUAUGCGCUGCCUUGGGAUAUCACUCAUUACGAACAAGUGUAUUGACGUAUUCGACUCUAACAAGAAGCCAAACCAUGAAGAAGUUCUAGAGUUGAGCAAGCAGCGAUCCUGCGAACUUCAGAAGCUCAUCUCCAAAAUUGUUGAUGCCAUAUCUCUUGAACAGGCUUCUGCUUGUGGAAUUUGA